AUGCAGCCAUCAGCGAAGGAGGUGGAGGAGGAGGUGGAGGAGGAGGAGGAGGAGGAGGAGGAGGAGGAGGAGGAGGAGGAGGAGGAGGAGGAGGAGGAGGAGGAGGAGGAGGAGGAGGAGGAGGAGGGGGAAAGAGAAGAGGCAAAAUCGGCUUUCCUAGUAAAGAAGGUGGGGCAGGACGCAGGACCCACAUGCCCCACAUGGGGUGUCCUUGCUUCUGGAACACCCCCAGCAGCAUCACUCUUCAUGGUGGCCGUUGCAGCAGCACUAGCACCAGCAUCAACACCACCAGAAGCAGCAGCAGCAGCAGCAGCAGCAGCAGAGGCGAUCCCUCACCCUGCCCAUUCAUCCCAGCAGGGAAUUGCAAGAGGCUCAGCAGUAGGAGCGCCAGCAGCAGGGAUGGGAAGUCCUGCAGGAGUGGCAGGUGUGGCAGCAUCAGCAGAAGCGGAAGCAGUGGGCGGGUUGAAAAGGGUGGAUGAAGCUGAAGUUGAAGCAGAGGGGAAGGGGUUUCGAAGCUAUGUACGGCAGCUGGUGAUGCCUGCGAGGGUGCACAUGGGCGUGGUGGGCGAGUUCAACAGCGCGUGUGCCGCCAUGGGCUUCGCAGCCACGUUGGUGUCGUCGCCCCUCGUCGCUCGCUUCGGCGUUUUGCGGGUACGCUGGGAGAGGGAAGGGGUGCGGGCAGGCCGUGGGAUGGGAGGGAUUGUGUGUUACGAGAUGAGCGAGCUCUUAGAUGACUAUGGAACAUGA
This is a messenger RNA of Closterium sp. Naga37s-1, 747 nucleotides long. The record is from the annotation of a GenBank genome assembly. Lineage: Eukaryota; Viridiplantae; Streptophyta; Zygnematophyceae; Desmidiales; Closteriaceae.